Molecule: messenger RNA, 1710 nt
Organism: Dermacentor andersoni
Lineage: Eukaryota; Metazoa; Arthropoda; Arachnida; Ixodida; Ixodidae
Product: lysosomal alpha-mannosidase-like
Biological process (GO): mannose metabolic process
Cellular component (GO): lysosome
Molecular function (GO): carbohydrate binding; alpha-mannosidase activity
Source: RefSeq, a predicted model, not a curated record
CCUACCAACGGCAUGCUGUCUUCGUCCACGCAGGGGGUGAUCAGCACCAGCUUGGCAUCGCUGCUGAACCUGGGUGCGUCCGACGCCGGCGUAAACGGGCAUCAGCUGCACUUCUGCCAUCUCCUAAACCAGAGCGAAUGUCAGCUCACCGAAACACUCAAGGAGUUCACCGUGAUCGUCUACAACCCCGCCAGCGUGCCGGUGUCGCCAUACGUGCGACUGCCGCUAGGGACCAGCGACCGGUCCGGCGUAACCGUCUCUGGGCCCGACGGUGCGAGGACGGAUUCCCAGGUUUUGCCUCUGGCCUCGCACGGCCACGGGAUCCCGGAGCGCAAGGGCCAAGCCACAACGUCGCUGGUGUUCCGGGCGAACAUCGAACCCCUGGGUGCCAGCCUGUACAGCGUGCAGUACGAAGCUCCGGUCGAAACUGCGGCGUCUAAGCCGUACUUCCUCAACCCUGACGUCAAGAGCAGCUUCAUCGAAAACGAACGCUACCGCGUCGAGUGGAACCCACAGACGGGCCUCGUCUCCGCCGUCGUGUUGAAAGGGCCAGGCUCGGCGGUGAAACUCCGGCAGGAAUUCGCCGCCUACCUGAUCGAGCCAGAACAGCUGAAGGACACGCAGCACCGUCCUGGACACUACACGUUCAGCGGAUACAGCGACGCUCGGGAGAUCAGAAAUCCCAACAUUAAAGUUGUGAAGGGACACCUGGUGCAAGAAAUCCACCAGAGCUUCACUGGUUACGUCUCACAAGUGAUAUCCCUGCACAAGGACAGCCCAUUCAUCGAGUUCACCUGGACUGUGGGACCCUUGACGCAGCUAAUGCAGGAUAUGGGACACAACAGGGCCACGGGCUGCGACGUCAUCAGCAAGUUCCAGAGCGACCUGCAGAGCGAUGGCUUCUACACGGAUAACAACGGCUGGAGGAACAUGCACAGGACGCUGACAUUUCAAGAUGGCAACCUGCCCAUCCCGGCUAACUACCACCCGGUUGUAUCGUGGAUCUACAUUCAGGACCAAGCGAAGGACCUGCAGAUGAUGAUCCUUCCAGACCGAACCGAGGGGGGAACCAGCAUGCGACAGGGCCAUCUGGAGCUUAUGAUACACAGACGUCACUCCACAAACGAUGAGCUGGGACUGCCCGAGACUCUUCAGGAAGAUGGCGUCGACGGUGAGGGCGUGGUCGCCAGAGGUACGCACCGGCUUUUCCUCGGUUCUUCGUCCGAAGCUCGGCAGCUGAUGCGGCUGCAGGCGCUGCAGCUCGUAUACAGGCCAGUGAUCCUGGUAUCACCAGGGGAGUGGGUUCCCAAGAAGGACGCGUUUUCCACACUGAAGUCACCGCUACCCAGUACGGUGCACGUGUUGACCUUGGAAAGGCUCUCGGAGUCCCAAGUGUUGCUUCGUCUCGAGCACCUGGCGGUCACCAACGACGCCGUGGAGGUCAACGUCACACGUCUACUCGCAGGCUACCGGCUGGACGACGUGAAGCCAGUCACCCUAGGUGCCAACCAGUAUCUGCCGGGCCCCGCUCGUCACACUUGGCCCACAUCGGGCGCAGAUUCUCCAGAGCGCGUUCCCGACCUGAACAUGCCAACGCCUCAGACAAGCACAGUGCCAGAGACAGGAGACACCAUCGUGAAGCUCGCACCAGGAGAGAUUGCUUCUUUUCUGGCACAGCUAGCAGCCGAAUAAAGAGCUUCAGACGUGAAA